CACUGGCCGGAUGCUGCGCAAGCAGAUGCAAAUAGACUUAUAUUUGAUAGACGUAGUCAAACGAAUUGUUCAGAAACUGAAAAAUUAAUCUUCACAUGGAUUUACUUAAGACUUGUAUUAUUUUGCUUUUUAUUGUAGCGUUUUAGACGUUGCUUACUUAUAUAUCGUGUUUUAUCCUUGUGUUAUUGUUAGUAUGAAGGGUGCGUGUGUAUGGACGUUGGUGUCUGUUUGUGUGUUGUGUGUGUGUGUUGCCUAUAAACCGGUGAUCGUCGUUCACGGGCUCUUCGAUAGCUCAGCUGACUUUGCCCACCUACACCGAUUCAUCAACCUGUCUCACCCAGGCACUAAUGUCACUGUCCUGGACCUGUUUGACCGCAGUGCCAGCCUGCAGCCCCUCUGGAAACAGGUGGAGGGCUUCACAGAAGCCAUAUAUCCCAUCAUGCAGAAUGCAGCUGAUGGUGUCCACCUGAUCUGCUACUCACAAGGUGGCCUGGUAUGUCGAGGAAUUCUGUCCACUCUCCCAGACCAUAAUGUACAUUCUUUCAUUUCUCUGUCUGCUCCACAGGCAGGACAGUAUGGAGACACAGACUAUCUGAAGUACCUGUUCCCUCAGUUUGUCAAAUCCAACUUGUUUCAUGUGUGCUAUACUGCAGUGGGCCAGAAAAUAUCAAUCUGUAACUACUGGAAUGACCCUCAUCACAGAGACAUGUACAUCAACAGCAGUGACUAUCUGGCCUUACUGAACAAUGAAAGACCAAACCCCAACUCCACUGCUUGGAAACAAAACUUCCUGCGUAUUAAGAAGCUAGUACUGAUUGGCGGCCCUGAUGAUGGGGUAAUCACACCAUGGCAGUCAAGGUCGGGUAAAAUCCAUCUGUUCGCUUUU
Messenger RNA from Danio aesculapii, 886 nucleotides. It is a transcript of the gene ppt2b, whose product is annotated as palmitoyl-protein thioesterase 2b. Gene Ontology annotation, molecular function: thiolester hydrolase activity. The record is from RefSeq and is a predicted model, not a curated record. The transcript has 6 exons. NCBI's taxonomy places the organism in Eukaryota, Metazoa, Chordata, Actinopteri, Cypriniformes, Danionidae. The annotation marks the transcript as partial. Gene Ontology annotation, cellular component: lysosome.